UCAACAUGGAGGCGGAGGUCGAUAAGCUGGAACUGAUGUUCCAGAAAGCUGAUUCUGAUUUGGAUUACAUUCAAUAUAGGCUGGAGUAUGAAAUCAAGACUAAUCACCCAGAUUCAGCAGGAGAGAAAAAUCCUGGUGAAAUUUUAAAGGAAUUAUCAGCAAUAAAGUCUCGAUAUCAAGCUUUGUGUGCACGUUUUAAGCCACUUUCUGUUGAGCAAAAAGAGAACAAGAGCCGCAUUUGUGCUAUUCUGAGCAAGACAAUGACCAUGGUACAAGAACUACAAAAGCAAACAGACCUGGAGCUGACUCUUCUGACUGAAGAGGAGAAAGCUGUGACAGAGCAAUUAAGAUCUUACAUGCCAGACUUAUGAAGACACGGGGUUUUAUAACGGAAAAAAGAUCCAUUCCAAAGAGAUUCAGCAAGAUGUUGUAUUAAUGCUUUGUAUCAUUAAUUCACCAAGGGGUGGGAGGUUGAUAAGGAAGAUUGAGAUUUUCCUUGAGUGUCAGAAUCAUAUGAGAGGAAAUUUUAAGAACUGUAGAUUAUCUUAUGAAUAAAAGCCAA
Alexandromys fortis (reed vole) is the source of this 562-nucleotide messenger RNA. RefSeq names its product spindle and kinetochore-associated protein 2-like. Lineage: Eukaryota; Metazoa; Chordata; Mammalia; Rodentia; Cricetidae. The record is from RefSeq and is a predicted model, not a curated record. Gene Ontology annotation, cellular component: outer kinetochore; spindle microtubule. The transcript has a single exon. Gene Ontology annotation, biological process: cell division; mitotic cell cycle; chromosome segregation. Bases 6 to 371 code for a protein of 121 amino acids. Gene Ontology annotation, molecular function: microtubule binding.